CCCCCAUGCCAAUAGAACAGUGAGCAACGGCACAUGACAACCACAGCUAUGUCAUAGCCAGUGUCUAUCAUCGCCGUUCUCAAGUUUCCAACUCCUACGCGAUCAUCUGCUCCUCCACUGGCCAGUGUCAGUGCGAGUUCACGGGAUGGUAUAUUAAAUUUUGGCCACUCUACACAAGUUUUCCCUACUCAAGGCGGAAUUCGGAUGGCAAGCAAUGACGCCCUUUGGCUCUUUAUCCGCGAUGCAGGAAAACCUCAACGUCACUGAUCGUCCACGGGUGGGAAGAAAAGAAGUUGUAGACAAUAGAGAAUAUAAGUACGGUCUAUCCAGACUCCACAGUUGAAAUAGCCCGUCCUCUCGACUUAGUGAUAUCUCACGACCGGCAAGAUCGACCAUCAAUAACAAUUCAACAACAUCAGACCCAAAAGACCUAAAACUCCAAGAGACCAAGCAUGGAGACCAUCAAGAACAUCCUCCACCCAAACAAAACCCACCACACCCAUCCGGCCCAACACGCCGACGUCAACGCCAACGCCGGUAUGCCAGGCACAACUCAAGCCGCCCCUGCCCCUGCCCACGCUCCCGGCAUCGGCGACAGCACACACCACAACCAUCACCGGGCUGGUACCGUCACAGGGGCUGGGGCCGGGGCCGGGGCCGGGGCGCAGCCGGGUGUCAUCCCCGGAGACGUGCGCGUGUCGGCCGAGUCCGGGAAUAACUUCCCCGGCACGAACCCUGAUCCGGCUCACUCGGCCCUCGGGGUAGGGGGCCGUGGGCAGGGGGCGGCUUUCCCGGGGAGGGAGUAGGCGGCUAGUGAGGUGCAGGAGGGAGUGGGAUUAGUUGAUGGGUGAUAUCCCCAGCUUCGGAAUUUAUAAGUUUGGCGUGUUUGUGGGUUUCGAUUAUGAAGAUGUAGCGUGGAUUCGGGGAUACUAUGUCCUGCAUUGUUGAUAUGAUUUCGAUGUUUCGCAACCUGAGAAGUAUCAUGGGACUGAUGUCCCAAGUAAUAAGCUUAAUCCUACUUAGUAUAUCAUAUGGGGUU
Phialemonium atrogriseum is the source of this 1039-nucleotide messenger RNA. RefSeq lists its product as uncharacterized. Lineage: Eukaryota; Fungi; Ascomycota; Sordariomycetes; Cephalothecales; Cephalothecaceae. The record is from RefSeq and is a predicted model, not a curated record. The transcript is spliced from 2 exons. Bases 453 to 806 code for a protein of 117 amino acids.